Funneliformis mosseae is the source of this 353-nucleotide messenger RNA. The record is from the annotation of a GenBank genome assembly. NCBI's taxonomy places the organism in Eukaryota, Fungi, Glomeromycota, Glomeromycetes, Glomerales, Glomeraceae.
AGCAGGAUCACCCGAGCUCACCUAAGAGGAAUCUAAUGCGAGAUCACCACUUAUCAGAUUCACUGAGGAAUCCAGAGCGACAAGAAUUGUGGGAUUUCAGAUUUUUACAAAAAUGUCUUACAAAUCCGCAAAUUCUCGACAACGUGCAAAAUUUUUCGCUUUCAAAGAAAAUUACUGCUGAAGAAAAUGAAAGAAUAUUUGUGAACGAUCAGUAUACUAGCUUAUCAGAAGAAGUUACCAAGUUAGACGAUGUUAACAAGAAUAAAGCUUAUGAAGGAAGAUUGCAAAGGGAUGUAAAAGAAUCAAGGACAAGAAACUAUCAUUUGGGAAGUGCUUUGAAAAGAGUUAUUUGA